Molecule: messenger RNA, 387 nt
Organism: Echinococcus granulosus
Lineage: Eukaryota; Metazoa; Platyhelminthes; Cestoda; Cyclophyllidea; Taeniidae
Exons: 3
Coding region: 1-387 (128 amino acids)
Source: RefSeq, a predicted model, not a curated record
AUGGAAGUAAUUUGCAAAAAUAGUUAUAAUUAUCUUUUGCUGGGGCAUUGUUUGAAUGAAAAACCUAUUUUACUUACCCCCUCAUCUUCAUUAUACUUUCGCUUACAUAAAUCGAAUAAUUGCCCAUUCGACUGCAGGCAUCCAGAGGGAAACGGACCUCAAGAUCUACAUGUAUUGAGUGAGUGUGAAAGAACCAAGAGCUGGACAAUGGGACUGCCGAAUGCAGUAUUGAUAGUAGACAAGAAGAGAAAUAAAGAAUUGGGAAGAGUUGUUGGUGGCGUUAAAAUUGGAGUGGCAAAUUUUGUGCAUACUGCGAACAACUCAGGAGCGGUUCAAACAUUCUUCAAAGUGCGAUUUGGACAUGCACUUGACUUAUUGCUUCAUUGA